Rangifer tarandus platyrhynchus (Svalbard reindeer) is the source of this 327-nucleotide messenger RNA. The record is from the annotation of a GenBank genome assembly. Lineage: Eukaryota; Metazoa; Chordata; Mammalia; Artiodactyla; Cervidae.
AUGGCUGCCCAAGGAGAACCCCAAGUUCAGUUCAAACUUGUUUUGGUUGGUGAUGGUGGUACUGGAAAAACUACAUUUGUGAAGCGUCAUCUGACUGGUGAAUUUGAGAAGUGUGUAGCUCCCUUGGGUGUUGAGGUCCAUCCUCUUGUGUUCCAUACCAACAGAGGACCUAUUAAGUUCAGUGUAUGGGAUCCAGCCGGUCAGGAGAAGUUUGGUGGACUGAGAAAUGGCUAUUAUACACAAGCUCAGCGUGCCAUUAUAAUGUUUGAUGGAACAUCAGGAGUUACUUACAAGAAUGUGCCUAACUGGCGUAGAGAUCUGGUAUGA